This is a messenger RNA of Phanerochaete carnosa HHB-10118-sp, 2045 nucleotides long. RefSeq lists its product as uncharacterized. The record is from RefSeq and is a predicted model, not a curated record. The transcript is spliced from 7 exons. NCBI's taxonomy places the organism in Eukaryota, Fungi, Basidiomycota, Agaricomycetes, Polyporales, Phanerochaetaceae. Gene Ontology annotation, cellular component: catalytic step 2 spliceosome. Gene Ontology annotation, molecular function: protein binding; mRNA binding. Bases 21 to 1766 code for a protein of 581 amino acids. Gene Ontology annotation, biological process: mRNA splicing, via spliceosome.
UUCGUCUCGCUCUUGCCACCAUGUCUCUCGUUGCUGGAUAUUCGUCUGAUGAGGAUAAUGGCCCAGCUUCUCCCACAGCAGAUGCUUUCGGCCUCUCUAGUCUGCCCGCGACGAAGAAGCCUCGCAUCGAGGAGCCUUUGUCCAGCAAACCAAUCGUAGACGCUGCCCCUCAUGUCCUGGCGGAGGAUCCUUUGCACCAAACGUCUUUGGUGCUACGACCAACGGAUACACAAAUGAAUGUGAACAUCAACUAUGCGGACAUGAUAUUGCCUCUGCAAGGGCCUGAGAACCCCUUCGGCGACCGCGGACGCUUCCUCAACCAAAAUGCCCUCGCUGGGCAUGUAGAAGAGCAGUCCAUGACUGAUCAUGCCUUCCGCCAGCAACACCUAACACACACCAUCCUUGGCUAUUCCGCUAAUCCUUCCGUCGACCCUAACGCGCCGGCCGUCCUUGGUUCAGUGGAAAAGGCCAUGGCGAAUGGCUUCCAGACAAUUGGAUCCAUCAAGGCACCGAUGGCCGCGAAGAAGGAGCUCAAGCGCAAGCGCAUGCCUCAGGGCGACUUGGAGGUAGUUGAUGGGAACGGCGCAUACGAGGGUCCCUGGGCGCGCUGGGGCGGCGAGGAGCAGGACACGGCUAUGCCGGAGGGAGUCGAGAACGCCGAGGAGGAGGAAGAGUCAGAGCCCGAGGAGGAGGUUCAGAUCAAAAAGGCGAAGCCAAAGCGCGGUGCGCCAGGCCUCGAGUCGUCUGUGUUCCACGGGAAGUCGUUGGUCGACUACCAGGGCAGGACGUACAUGUCGCCACCGGUGUCGGAGGCACCCCAACUUCAACACGAGCCCGGCUCGCAAGAAUGUUUCAUCCCGAAAACAUGCAUCCACACCUGGACUGGACACACGCAGGGCGUGUCUGUGCUCCGUCUGUUCCCCAACACCGGCCAUUUGCUGCUCAGUGGGUCGAUGGAUACUAAGAUCAAGUUGUGGGAUGUCUACACGCACGGGAAUUGUCUCCGGACAUUCCACGGUCAUAUGAAGGCCGUCAAGGAUGUGACCUUCUCCAAUGAUGGUCGAAGAUUCCUGUCAUGUGGGUAUGACCGGCAGAUCAAGCUGUGGGACACGGAAACUGGACAGUGUUUGAAAAGAUUUAGUAACGGCAAGAUCCCCUACGUCGUCCGCUUCCAUCCGGAUGAGGACAAGCAGCACAUUUUCCUUGCUGGAAUGUCGGACAAGAAGAUCAUCCAGUACGACAUGAACUCGGGCGAGAUUACUCAAGAAUACGACCAACAUCUGGGACCUGUGAACACAAUCACCUUCGUUGAUGAGAACCGUCGAUUCGUUACGACUUCGGAUGACAAGACCAUACGUGCAUGGGACUUUGACAUCCCAGUCGUGAUAAAGUACAUUGCAGAACCAUACAUGCAUUCAAUGCCGGCCGUCACCCUGCAUCCAAGCAAGAAAUACUUCGCCGCACAGUCUCUCGACAACCAGAUUCUCGUGUACAGCACGGAUAAUUUCCGGCAAGCGCGUAACAAGCGAUUUGCAGGACACUCGGUCGCAGGCUACGCCUGUCAGGUGGGCUUCUCACCUGAUGGUAAGUGGAUAAGCAGCGGCGAUGGCGAGGGGAACAUCGUGUUCUGGGAGUGGAAGACGGGCCGUAUCAAGAGCCGUCUGCGUGCACACUCUAAGGUAGUCAUCGCGCACGAAUGGUUGCCGCAUGAAACGUCAAAAGUAGUGAUGGGCUCCUGGGACGGUUUAAUUAAGUUAUGGGACUGACCCUGCUGUAUGCUUGGACUGACACCGGUCAUGACAUCAUCGAAGUGUUUGACCUGAUCCCCUCAUCGGCGUGAGGCAGUCGUAAAUCGGGAAUUAGAGACACUCUUCCCGAUUUUUGUCCGUCUUUGGAAAGAGAGCAUGUUGCACUCUCCGAUUAUCGGCCGUGCACUUGCUCUAAUUUUGUCGUGCGAGUCUCCGGUUACUCUCGAAGCUUGAAGCUUUGAAGGUCCGAAACUCUCUGUGUUUUCGGAGCACACCCUCAACCUUAUACUGCGCGAG